AUGGUCACGGUCUCGCCUAUUGUCUUCGUUUGUGGUGCAACCGGAACUCAAGGAAAUGCAGUCGCCCACAACCUUCUCGAGCAUGGAAUUGAAGUGAGAUCCAUCACUCGAAACAUCAAUUCUCCGCAAGCAAAGCGUCUUCUUUCAAAAGGCAUAUUUCUCUCCGAGGGCGAUUUCAACGAUAAAGAAUCCUUGAAGAAGACCAUGACCAACUGUACAGCUAUUUUCCUCAAUCUAAGCCCCGACCACGGCAACCCUACUGGCGAGCUCAAUCAAGCGAGAACUCUUAUCUCCGCAGCCAAAGAAGCCGGUAUCAAACACAUCGUCUACACUAGCGCCCUCGCCACCAACAACCCGGAACGACUUACUCACUGGGACCCUUCCAGUAUUGUCGGAAUGCUUCUUCGUGGUAAACAAGCCAUCGAAAACGAAGUCAAAAAUGCCGGAUUCGAGAAUUGGACCAUCCUCCGACCGGGAAACUUCAUGUCGAAUUUCCUAAGCCCAUUGGUUUAUAUGUACCAGGGACUCGUUCAAACGAAGAAAUUCACGACCGCGUUUCUGCCAGACACAAUUCUCCCUAUGAUUGAUCCCAAUGAUAUUGGCAAGUUCGCCGCGGCUUCCAUCAUCGACCCUGUCAAGUUCAAUCAGCAGGAAAUCAACACUGUGUCUCAGAUGAUCAAUGUCAAGGACCUGAUCAACGACCUCUCCCAAUCUAUUGGAGAACCUAUUCAAAUUACCUUCCUUUCAGAGGAAGACCUACUCGAAAAAUUGCCAGAAAAUCCACUACUAGGACCGCAGAAGGUGAUGCGCGACAUGUCAUUGUUUGUCGAUAUGGAGGAAGUGAAGAAGUGGGGAAUCAAGCUGGGAACCUUUGUUGAAUUUCUGGAGCGAGAGAAGGAGAGAGUGAACCAGACAUACAUGUAA
Messenger RNA from Penicillium angulare, 924 nucleotides. RefSeq names its product NmrA/HSCARG family protein. The record is from RefSeq and is a predicted model, not a curated record. NCBI's taxonomy places the organism in Eukaryota, Fungi, Ascomycota, Eurotiomycetes, Eurotiales, Aspergillaceae. The coding region runs from base 1 to 924 and encodes 307 amino acids. The transcript has a single exon.